CCAGCCAGCCAAUUCAUCCUCACUGACAAGCGUUUGACAGGCGUUCACCAACACCCGCCCAUCGGGAGUAUGGAGAGUUCAAAGGUGGCGUCUGGCCCUGGAUCGUCUGGGCCAAUCAGCCCCGGAUCGCGGGAUGCAACGUUGGUGAUUUGAGUCCCGCAUGCAGCAAAUCCGCGCUCGGUCCUGCCUACCUCGUCGACGUGCAGCACCACUUCGCGGGAAAAGAUGCUCUCUGAGCCUCUGCCCGCCCGCCACCGCGUCCAUGCUCGGGGUUUGACUUUGAUCCUUGCAGGCCGCUCCAGCUUGACCCCAUCGACGCCUGUACCCCGGAGAGAUGUUGCAACCACGCGUACCGGAGUGGCCUGCGAUGAUCGCAAAUACUUCUCUUUUGUUUCUCCUUCCUUUCACUUCGUCACUCACUCUCUCUCCUCGCACGGUUUAUCCCUUCCUUUUCCUUUCCAUCUCUUUCGCGCGUCAUCUGGCGUGCUCUAAAGCCGCACGACUUCCACCGCGCCUUGCCGCCGCCUCGCGUUGCACGAAACCACCGGCAUCCUAUUUUCAGCGCGCGACCAGCACACGACACUCUGCCUCGGCCAGAAAUCACCGGUGCGACCACUCUUCGCUCUCCACGUGUCACUGCGGCCUAUUGAGCAACUGCACACGACCGACGACUGGGGUCGGGCGCGCCGCUAUUAGACGUCGACCUGAACGCCACCGUGGCUGUGCACUGCCCUACUGUAUGCAUGAGCGCAUACCUACAGACACCUACAUGAGCGGUUGCAGGCACUGAUUCAAAUCGCGCCACUCUCGACUAAGAGAUCAUCCGUCUCUCGUAAUUAAUGCCCUACCCUCGACCACGAUCUCGAUGA
This is a messenger RNA of Neohortaea acidophila, 869 nucleotides long. RefSeq lists its product as uncharacterized. The coding region runs from base 335 to 790 and encodes 151 amino acids. The record is from RefSeq and is a predicted model, not a curated record. The transcript has 2 exons. Lineage: Eukaryota; Fungi; Ascomycota; Dothideomycetes; Mycosphaerellales; Teratosphaeriaceae.